Bacillus rossius redtenbacheri is the source of this 2542-nucleotide messenger RNA. Its product is annotated as acyl-CoA synthetase short-chain family member 3, mitochondrial. Gene Ontology annotation, molecular function: propionate-CoA ligase activity. NCBI's taxonomy places the organism in Eukaryota, Metazoa, Arthropoda, Insecta, Phasmatodea, Bacillidae. The coding region runs from base 81 to 2087 and encodes 668 amino acids. Gene Ontology annotation, cellular component: mitochondrial matrix. The record is from RefSeq and is a predicted model, not a curated record. The transcript has 14 exons.
AGGUGGAGUGUGACCUUGGAGACGGAGGCCCGUGGCUCGCGUGACCACUGUCGCACUCGCCGCCUCGUCGUCGCUGCAGCAUGAUCUCCCCCGGCGCCGGGUCGGAGGGCGACGCCAAGUCGGAGCGUCGCUUGCUGGAGGAUCUGAUCCUGAAGCACAACCCAUACUACAGCGAGAAGUAUGAGGAGAUGUUCCGCCGGUCCCUGGACGAGCCGGCCGACUUCUGGGAGGAGGUGGGCCGCAGUGUGACAUGGAGUCGGCCGUGGGACCGCGUGCUCGACGACUCACAACAGCCCUUCACGCGGUGGUUCGUCGGCGGGGAGCUGAACGCCUGCUACAACGCAGUGGACAGACACAUCGAGGCAGGCCGCGGUCACAAGGUCGCCCUGAUCCACGACAGCCCUCUGACCAAGACCAUCAGACACGUCACUUACCUCGAGCUGCAAGACAAGGUUUCCCGACUGGCCGGCACAUUGGCGUACUUGGGCGUGAAGAAAGGUGACCGUGUGCUAGUCUAUAUGCCGCUCAUCCCUGAGGCCAUAAUGGCCAUGUUGGCAGCAGUGCGUCUGGGUGCUGUCCACACCGUCGUCUUUGGAGGCUUCGCCGCCAAGGAGCUGUGCACGCGCAUAGAGCACGCGCGGCCCAAGGUAGUCAUCGCGGCCAGCAGCGGAGUGGAGCCCAACAAGGUCGUGCGGUACAAGGACAUCCUGAACCAGGCGCUGGCCAUGACCCAGGCCAAGCCGGAGAGGUGCAUCAUCUUCCAGAGGCACACCGUGGAGACGGCAGAGCUGGACCCGGACAUGGAUCUGCUGUGGGACGUGGCUCUGCGCAUGGCGGCGCCCCACUGCUGCGUGCCGGUGGAGGCCAGCGAGCCGCUCUACAUCCUCUACACGUCCGGCACCACAGGCGAGCCCAAGGGCAUCACGCGGCCCACGGGAGGCCACAUCGCCACCCUGGCGUGGACCAUGCGGGUCGUGUACGGCAUGGGCCCAGACGACGUGUGGUGGACCGCCUCGGACAUCGGCUGGGUGGUGGGCCACUCGUACAUCUGCUACGGCCCGCUCGUCUACGGCAUCACCUCCGUCAUGUACGAGGGCAAGCCCGACCGCACCCCCGACGCCAGCCAGUAUUUCAGGCUCAUCCACGAGCACCAGGUGAGCGGGCUGCUGACUGCGCCGACUGCGCUCAGAGUCAUCAGGCGCGAAGACCCGGAGACGAAGGCCGGCAAGAAGUACUGCACUGACUCGCUGAGGCACCUCUUUGUCGCAGGAGAACAUUGUGACAACGAAACGAAAUCUUGGGCGGAGAAAACCUUUAAGGUGCCCGUGCUGAACCACUGGUGGCAGACCGAGACGGGCCACGCCAUCACAGCCUCCUGCGUGGGGCUGGACCACAGCAGCAGCCCGCCCAAGUUCUCCGCAGGGAUGCCCUUCCCGGGCUACGACGUGAGGGUGCUGAGGCCAGACGGCAGCAGAGCCGGCGCGCACGAGAUUGGUCGGAUCGUGGUGAAGCUGCCCCUGCCUCCGGGGACCAUCAGCUGCUUGUACAAUGCUCCAGAGAGGUUCAAACAGAUCUACUUCUCCACCUACCCAGGCUACUACGACACGAUGGACGCGGGCUACAUCGACGAGUUCGGCUACGUGUACGUAACGGCGCGGGACGACGACAUCAUCAACGUGUCGGGUAUCCGCCUGUCCACGGCACUGCUGGAGGACGUGGUGCUAGGGCACCCGGACAUCGGCGACGCGACGGUCAUCGGAGUGCCAGAGCCGACCAAGGGGGAGAUCCCGCUGUGUCUGUACGUUGUCAAGAAGGGCACCAACAAGACCGAGCAGCAGCUCACCAAAGAGCUGACCACACUCGUGCGGGAACAAAUCGGCCCCAUCGCAUCCAUCAACCGAGCAGCGGCAGUGAGUGGCCUGCCUCGCACGCGGUCAGGCAAGACCGCCAGGAAGUCCAUCUCUGACCUGGCGAGGAACAAGUUUGUGAAGAUCUCAGGAACAAUAGAAGACCCAUCCGUGUACAAGGAUGUCAAGAGAGCUCUGCAAACUCUAGGUUACGCUAGAAUGGCCCCAGAUCCUCAGUGAGAAAACUGACUUCACUACUGUUUUCUUUCCCCCACCUUUCAUAAUAUUCCCUUCUUUUUUUUUUUCUAACACCCGGCCAUUAACAUAUUGACAAGUGUUAUAGCUUGCUGCAUUUUUUCUGGUAGCCAAUUCUAGAGUGUUUUCGAAUGUAGAUAUUUACAGUUCUUGUUUAAUAUUGUGCAUACUUUUUAUUUGCUGUUGAAAGAAAAUCAUUCAAUAAAUAAUUUUAUAAUUGUGAUUGUUUAUAAUACUUUACACGACAACCUUAAGGUAAAGAGGUGCUAGUAACUUCUGAUGUUCCUGCAAUGAUAUCAAGUGAUGAAUUUUAGAGUGUUGGUUUAAGCAUAGUACCAAGAUAAUGGAUCACUACUGCUACUGUAUUUAUUUUACCAUAUAUAUUAGUACUCAGUAACUUGAUCUAUGUAUAAUAAAACAAUAUUUACAUACAUCAUAAA